CACUUAUCCUUCCAUUAUUAUUCCUACACACACCUUUCUCUCUUCUCUUACCAGUAUCGCCUUUGUCCUCUGCACCAAGCUUAUCUCCGUGCCCUCCAGCUGAUCUUGACAAUGAAUUUCGUAGCAAGCUAGAUUGACCAUGCAAGGCCACGUAGAGAUAAGACCAGGGAUCCACACCCACGUUGCUCAGUGGCCAAUCUAUGCUCUGGCAUGGUCACUACGUCGCGACAAAAAUGCCCGCCUUGCAAUAGGUAGUUACAUAGAAGACCACACGAACAAGGUUGAACUCGUUCAUUUCAACCACGAGUCGUUGAAUUACAGUACUGACCCCAAUCUGGUCUUUGACCAUCCUUAUGCUCCGACAAACAUAAUGUUCUUUCCCUCCGAGGAUGACACAAACCCCGACAUCGUCGCCACCUCCGGAGAUUGCCUAAGACUGUGGGAAAUACACGACGAUCGGAUUGAGCUCAAGUCCCUCCUAACCGGCAACAAAAUCAGAGAUAACUCAGCCAUAACCUCUUUCGACUGGGCAGAGUUUGACACCGGACGCGUGGCUGCAUCAAACGUGGACACCACAUGUACCAUAUGGGAUAUAGAGAGGGAAGCUCUGGACACACAACUAGUGGCACACGACAAAGAAGUGUAUGACAUAUCAUGGGGUGGUUUCAAUGUAUUUGCUUCAGUGUCUGGGGAUGGUUCUAUGAGAGUUUUUGACUUGAGGGACAAAGAAAGAUCGACCAUAAUAUUUGAAAACCCAGCACAAGAUUGCCCUCUGCUACGCCUGGAAUGGAAUAAAGGGGAUCCAAGGUUUAUAGCAACGGUUGGAAUGGACAGUAAUAAAGUGGUAAUAAUGGAUAUUAGGCAGCCAACCACACCAGUGAUGGAAUUAAAUAAGCAUAAGGGAAGUGUUAAUGCUAUAUCGUGGUCCCCACACUUAGGACGUCAGCUUUGCUCUUGCGGCGAUGAUUCGAGGGCUUUGAUCUGGGACGUGGUGGGAAAUACUGGAUUUCAGGCGAGGAAUAAUAAUGGUGAUGAUGUGAAGCCAGAUAUGUGUUAUGAAUCGACGGCUGAGAUCAAUCAAGUGCGAUGGUCUCCUGUUCAGAUGGAUUGGGUUGCCCUUGCUUUCCUGAACAUGUUGCAGCUUUUGAAGGUGUAGAAAUGGACUGUCUCUAAUUUCUGUUGUAUAAGAUUUAAAAGGGAAAAAUAUGGGAAGACUUAAUUUCAAUGAGAAAGGAUGCUUUGCUCUGAUCUUAUAUA
Messenger RNA from Prosopis cineraria, 1257 nucleotides. Its product is annotated as WD repeat-containing protein LWD2-like. The transcript is spliced from 2 exons. Gene Ontology annotation, molecular function: protein binding. NCBI's taxonomy places the organism in Eukaryota, Viridiplantae, Streptophyta, Magnoliopsida, Fabales, Fabaceae. Gene Ontology annotation, cellular component: nucleus. The coding region runs from base 140 to 1156 and encodes 338 amino acids. The record is from RefSeq and is a predicted model, not a curated record.